This is a messenger RNA of Papilio polytes (common Mormon), 2890 nucleotides long. RefSeq names its product gem-associated protein 5-like. Gene Ontology annotation, molecular function: protein binding. Lineage: Eukaryota; Metazoa; Arthropoda; Insecta; Lepidoptera; Papilionidae. The record is from RefSeq and is a predicted model, not a curated record. The coding region runs from base 1 to 2388 and encodes 795 amino acids. The transcript has 12 exons.
AUGCAUGAACUUCUUAAACAAAAUGUCUCUAAAUUCCGUAAACUGUUUUUGUAUUUACAAAUAGUUCACUUUUGCAGGAAAAAUAAAUUUUUAUACAAAUUAGUCCAUUCACAACAUAGACGUGGGUUAUUUUCUAUUGUGUCUGAUGCACCACGGGUUCAAACACCCGAGUGCACUGAGGAAUCAGAGAAGUGGAGUGUGUGGACAACUGCUCAGGAUCGUAAUGUCAUCAGAUAUUCCCUCGGUGCCAAGGAGGUUGUAUACACUCAUGCAACCUGUGGAGGUUUCCUGUACAAUGUGCAGUCAUGUCCUUAUGAUGUGAGAAAAGUGGCAGUGAGCUCCGGAGACGGCGCUGUCAGAGUGAUAGAGCUGGAUGUGGCAGAGGAAGAAACGAAGCUGUCAAUGGGCGGCGUCGCCACGUACUGGCAGAAUGUUCAGGGAAAAGUGCUAACAGUGGCCUGGCAUCCUACUAAGGAGAAUCUAUUGGCCUUUGGAACUGCUGAAGCUAGGGUGGGUUUAAUCGAUGCGAAUGGUAGGACGGACCGUCCCGCGCGCGCGCUGCAGCCGGCGCUGAGCGGCGGCGUGUACUCGCUGUGCUGGGCCGAGCGCGACCAGCUGCUGGCCGCUGCCAACGGGGAGCUGGUCCUAUAUAACACUAGUAAACCUGAUCAACCUGCGUGCGCGCGCGCGGCGCGCUGCUGGCGGUGGGCAGCUGAGGGCGCGGUGGCCGUCACUACAGCCGCCCCGCACUGCACCGCACUGGCUGUUAACUACCUAUACACUAAAUCGAUAUACAACGUGGAGUGGCAUCCGGAACAUACAACUGAAGGGAAUGAGGAAUCUCCAUACAAAAAUCUCAUCGCUGUCUCGUCUCUCGACAAACUGCACAGUAUCUCUAUCCUUGAAUAUGGAGAUAAAGAAGACGGUAGUAAGCAGUUGCAGGUGUGGCGAGUGCUGACUGGCCACAAGAACUCCGUGCUGCAGCUGGCUUGGAGCCCGCACCGAGACCAGCUGCUGGCUUCCACCUCGCAGGACUGCACCAUACGGGUGUGGGAUGUGUGUGCGGGCGCGUGCGUGUGCGUGAGCCGGGCGCACGCGCAGUACGCGGUGUGCGCGGCGUGGAGCGCGCGCCCGCAGCCGCCCGCGCGCCUGCUCUCCGGCGGCGCGGACUGCGCGCUGCGACUCUGGACGUACACGGACUACCCUCCUGAUAAAUACCAAGAAGAAGAAGUUGGUGUUACGAAAAAAGAUAAAAAGAAACACAAGCAAGAAACAAAGAAAGCGGAGGAUAUAAAAAAUGAAAUAAACGAUAGUCUCGCUGUGGCUCAGGAAGAUAAAGUAAAGACAUCAAAGAAAUUCCUUUUACCAAUUAUGCAAAAACAAAUGGGCAAGUCUCUUUUAGCGGGCGCUAAGAAAAUGUUAGAAAAUUAUAUAAAAAAGAAUUCAGAGGUUGAAAAUAAAAUUGAAAUUAAUAUUGACACAUUGAAUAAAGAAAAAUCUGAAUAUUUAGAAAGUAAGGUUAAUUCGCCAGAGAAUGCUGAGUUAGACAAAGAAAGAUAUAAUAAUAAAGAAUUUGAUAUAGAUUUUAUUAAAAUAUUCGGCAGCACAAAUGAUGUUAAUGAAGUAUUGGAUUUGGAAUCGGAGUACCAUCUGUCGUGUGGCAACGUGGAGUCGUGCGUGCUGCUGUGCGUGGUGCGCGGCCGCGUGCAGUGCGCCGUGCAGCUCGCCGCGCGCCGCGACCUGCUCUGCCCCUACCUGCUCAGCCUCACGCCCUGCGUCUCACACAAGUAUUGGAAGGAAGUGAUGCAGUUGUAUGUAGCGCAGAUAGAUAGACUCAUGGCAAAAGGAGAGGAAGACAAACAAAACUUGUCGCGCAAGUACGGCGGCGCGGUAUUCCGCAAGAUAAAAAAUAAUAAUAUUAAUAUUUUGGUUAAUUUCAGUCAUCUAGCUAUGGGUGACCUCGCCCAAGCGGCGAACUGCAUGGGCAAAUCCAACGAGCCGGAGUUUCUGUGUUUAGCUGCGGAGAUGGCCAAACUGGCUGGACAAACUACAUUCGCUGACCAAAUUGAAGAACGCAAGUCUAAUAUCAAGCCCAAAGAGAAACCCGACUCUGAAGAAGAUUCCUUAGCGGAGUUACCAACAAGAAUGGAACUCCUGUUGACUAACAAAAAAGAAGGAACUAAUGAAAUUAAAGACAUUGAAGAAAAUGAUUUACCUUCUAGAAUGGAACAACUUUUAAGAAGUAAUAAAGAAUUAGAUAGCACAGAAGUAAAAACGGAAUCUCUAACUGAGGGAGAUAUGGAGAAGUUGCCGUCUAAGAUGGAACUCCUUUUAAAAGAAUAUGCAACCGGUUCCAAAGACAGCGAAAGUCAAUCUGAUGUUAACUAAAGGUGGACGAUUUUGAUUUAGUUAAUAUGUAAAUGUUUUUUAAUAACAAAAUUCGUUAUUACUAACGAACUAACAACAUCUCGUUUGUAAUCAUUUAUAAUUUUACUCAUCUGGUAUAUUAAAAAUAAUCCCAGUGUUUUUUGCGUAGUUGAGGUUUAUACAUUAAUUCUAUGUGUAUGCUUUAGUACUAAGCGGAAUAAUUAAAAUGCUGUGCAUUCAAUUAUAGCAAAGCAUACUAAAUAUAUCUAAUCGUGUUCCUGUGUUACGAAGAUGGUUACUUUUAUAUAUGUCGGAAAUCAUUUUAAUAGGAUCUGUGUUAUUUUAUAUUUAAGUUUACCUAUUGGAAUAAACUCCAGUACUUUUCAAUGUUAGAAUUAACUUAGGUUAAUUAACUUAAGGUUAAUUAACUUAACUUAAUGUUAGAAUUACUUAUUAUUAAUGAUUUCACUGUUGUACACUAUACGUUUACUAUUUUUAAAAAAUAAGUGCGAAAUUAUAGUUC